UACGUCAUUGACAUGUCAACACGACUUACGUUAUCACUGAUAGGACAACAGUUUAGGCCGCGCCGCUCUCUGACCGCCCGUGUACUUUCUCUUGCCACCAUGGAACCGAAAAUUAGCCUCAAGGAUGACCCGGCGUAUCAAACUCUACAAAGUUUUUACUGUCUGAACCAUGAUAAAAUUAACAUUCAACAGCUAUUCCAACAGGACCCACAGCGGUUUGAAAAAUUCAGUCUCCGCCUGCCCACACCCAAUGAUGGCGAGAUCCUGCUCGACUAUUCCAAGAACCGAGUGGACAACGCUGUCAUGGCGCUCCUCCUGAACCUGGCCCGCACCCGCGGCGUGGAGAAGGCUCGAGAUGCCAUGUUUGCAGGUGAAAAGAUCAACUUCGCCGAAAACCGUGCCGUUCUGCACAUCGCCCUUCGUAACCGCAAGAACAGGCCCAUCCUAGUCGACGGAGCCGAUGUCACGCCAGACGUCAACGCAGUCCUGGCGCAUAUGAAGGAGUUCUCGGGACAAGUCAUCAGUGGCCAGUGGAAGGGAUACACUGGCAAGGCGAUCACCGACGUGGUCAACAUUGGUAUCGGCGGCUCGGACCUCGGCCCUCUCAUGGUCACCGAAGCCCUGAAGCCCUACGCCAACCAUCUUAAGGUCCACUUCGUGUCCAACAUCGAUGGCACCCACCUCGCCGAGGUGCUCAAGCGCCUCAACCCUGAAACGGCGCUCUUCAUCGUGGCAUCCAAGACCUUCACCACGCAGGAGACCAUCACCAACGCCACCUCCGCCAAGAACUGGUUCCUCGAGGCAGCCAAGGAUCCGUCAGCGGUGGCCAAGCACUUCGUGGCGCUGUCAACCAACGGCGAGAAAGUGACCGCUUUCGGCAUCGACCCUAAGAACAUGUUCGGAUUCUGGGACUGGGUCGGCGGCAGGUACUCACUGUGGUCGGCGAUCGGUCUAUCCAUCUCCCUCUACGUGGGCUACGACAACUUCGAGAAGCUUCUAGACGGAGCCAGCUACAUGGACGACCAUUUCUGUACCGCGCCUUUGGAUAAGAAUGCACCCGUUAUCCUAGCGCUGCUGGGUGUAUGGUACAGCAACUUCCACGGCGCGGAGACCCACGCCCUGCUGCCCUACGACCAGUAUUUACACAGAUUCGCUGCCUACUUCCAACAAGGUGACAUGGAGAGUAACGGCAAAUACGUAACACGGAGCGGGCAACAAGUCAACUACUCCACCGGCCCCAUCGUGUGGGGAGAACCGGGGACAAAUGGACAGCACGCGUUCUACCAGCUCAUACACCAGGGGACUAGAUUGAUCCCCUGCGACUUCAUCGCCCCAGCGCAGACCCACAACCCGAUCGCCGGCGGGCAGCACCACAAGAUCUUGCUGGCAAACUUCUUGGCCCAAACCGAGGCGCUCAUGAAGGGCAAGACAGCGGAAGAGGCUAAGGCAGAGUUAGAGAAGUCCGGCAUGGCACCAGAGGCAGUAGCCAAGAUUCUCCCCCACAAGGUGUUCAAGGGCAACCGCCCCACCAACUCCAUCGUCGUGAAGAAGGUCACGCCCUUCGUUCUCGGAGCUCUUAUUGCCAUGUACGAACACAAGAUCUUCACCCAAGGCGUGAUCUGGGACAUCAACUCCUUCGACCAGUGGGGCGUGGAGCUUGGCAAGCAACUGGCCAAGGCCAUCGAGCCAGAACUGGCCGACUCCAAGCCUGUGACGUCACAUGACGCCUCCACCAACGGACUUAUCAACUUCUUGAAGCAGAACUUCGCUUAGAAGUAUUUACAUCGAAACUUACUAUGUCUAUCUACAUCAGACAGAAAAAACCUUGACAUUUGAAAAGUCCCGUCUCUCGCAGGUAUAACAAUCGGAAUGCUAUUCUUUUAAAGCUCAAGGUCGUGUUUUGGCUGGCAAUUUUAGACUCCUGAGACUUAGCGGUUAAUAUCAGCUUCAGCGCUCCUUAACCUUUUGAACGCCAAGAACACCUAAAGACGCCUUAGCUAGUCGUGCCUACAGCGCCAUGGACAACUUUAAGUGUUAUGGCGUACGCUGUCAAAGUAACCUCAACUUUCACACUUUCAAGUAAGGUUUACAUUAGCUCGCUUGCGCCCGGGACCUUGGCGUGUGAGAGACGUUUUUGUUUAUGACUUAAAGCUUUCAAAGGGUCAAUAAAAUGUCUAUAACAUGAUUUAUAGACAGUAAUUAAGGAAAGGAAAAUAUUAGAAAAAAAUAAUCACGGCACACGAGAGGUUAAAAUACUCUAGCUAAAUGUAAUAGAGCUAUUUAUCUAUUGUCUCAAAUAGAUACACUUCUGGCUGGUCUUGUUUCACGAAAAUUUGUAACAUAAAAAUUACUGGAAGUCCCUUUCUCAAAGAAAAACUAUUCUGCUAGUGCUGUGUUAGAAGUUUUGUGAAACAAGUCCCUGGUGUUACUUACUAUGGAAUAAAUAUGUACUUAUAGCUUGUUAUGGUACAAACAGCAAUUAUAUUUUUAUUAUCUAUGCAUUCUCGUUGAGUAGGUGUUGCAUUCAAUAUUUUGCACUUACUGCCAUUUUGCUUUUCCAAAAAAAUAUUUAUUUUUGUUUAUAAGCUUUAUUUAUUUUUGUGAAUGUCUUUACUACAUAUAUUUUUGUUUCUUUUAUCGCUUCAAUGAAGUAUUACGUAGUAGCUCUUAUCUUAAGUAUAACUGUGUGUAUGUCACUAUAUCAGAUCUAAAAUAUAUUUUAAUGUUGCUUAGUUUGAUGUAUGUAUGUUGAUGUUUAUAUAAAAAUAAAUCACUGUUUUAAAAUCUUU
Messenger RNA from Cydia splendana, 2789 nucleotides. It is a transcript of the gene Pgi, whose product is annotated as glucose-6-phosphate isomerase. Gene Ontology annotation, cellular component: cytosol. Gene Ontology annotation, molecular function: carbohydrate derivative binding; monosaccharide binding; glucose-6-phosphate isomerase activity. Gene Ontology annotation, biological process: glycolytic process; glucose 6-phosphate metabolic process; gluconeogenesis. NCBI's taxonomy places the organism in Eukaryota, Metazoa, Arthropoda, Insecta, Lepidoptera, Tortricidae. The transcript has 12 exons. Bases 13 to 1773 code for a protein of 586 amino acids. The record is from RefSeq and is a predicted model, not a curated record.